Molecule: messenger RNA, 2666 nt
Organism: Achroia grisella
Lineage: Eukaryota; Metazoa; Arthropoda; Insecta; Lepidoptera; Pyralidae
Gene: mRRF2
Product: ribosome-releasing factor 2, mitochondrial
Exons: 13
Coding region: 1-2280 (759 amino acids)
Biological process (GO): mitochondrial translation; ribosome disassembly
Cellular component (GO): mitochondrion
Molecular function (GO): translation elongation factor activity; GTPase activity; GTP binding
Source: RefSeq, a predicted model, not a curated record
AUGAACUUUGGUGUAAUUAUGUAUUAUAAGAAACUCUUAAGACAUACAACUUUACGAAAGUAUUGUACAAAUGCAGCGAAACUUACAGUCGACAAAAUUCGUAACAUCGGCAUUCUAGCGCAUAUAGAUGCAGGCAAAACAACAACAACAGAGCGGAUGCUAUUCUACUCAGGGACCAUCCGGUCCAUGGGUGAAGUGCACCAUGGGAACACCGUCACGGAUUACAUGGAGCAGGAGAGGCAGCGAGGCAUCACAAUCACUUCUGCAGCUGUAUCCUUUCAAUGGAAUGGAAAUCAAAUUAAUCUGAUAGAUACACCUGGCCAUAUAGACUUCACAAUGGAGGUGGAGCAGAGCCUCGCUGUUCUAGACGGCGCUGUUGUGGUCCUAGAUGCAUCUGCGGGAGUUGAAGCCCAGACCCUGACAGUGUGGCGGCAGGCCACCGGCUACCGGGUGCCGCGGUUGGUAUACCUCAACAAGAUGGACCGGCCCGGCGCCGAUACCGCCGCCUGCCUUCAAUCCAUACGAGAUCGUCUCCACGCCACCCCCCUACUGCUGCAUCAGCCGGUGCGGAUCCAGGAUCGGCUUAUAGGGCUCAUUGACUUGAUCACCCUAGAAGAAAUAAUAUGGACGCAAGGUCGCGGGAGGAACUUCACGCGGCGGAAACUCACUGAAAAAGAUGACGGAGCUCUAUGGGAGAGUUCUGUGAAUGACCAUAGACAACUCGUAGAUACACUCUCCUCUUUAGACGACAAGCUAGCAGAUAAAAUUAUACAACAGGAGUCUAUGGAUAAUCUGUCAAAUAUAGAAAUUGAGGCUGCUGUUAGAAGAUGUUGCGUAGACAUGACGGUGUUUCCGAUUGUCUGUGGUAGUUCGUAUAAGAAUAUAGGUGUUCAGACCCUAAUGGAUGCUGUGAUUAAUUAUCUCCCAUCACCACUGGAGUGCAAUGAGCUGUAUAAGAGUUUUGGUACAGAUUUGUCAGCGAGAGCAUUUAAGGUACAGCAUGAUGAUCAGAGAGGGGUGCUGACUUUUCUGAGGCUGUACAGUGGGGAGAUCAGUAAGGCCCAGAAGAUUUAUAACUUGGCCAGGGACAAGAGUGAACAGGGUGGUGCAUUGUACGUAGCGCUGGCAGACGAGUACAAACAGGUGGAGAUGGUCACACCUGGUAACAUAGCUGUCGUAAGCGGACUUAAGGCAACUAUGACCGGGGAUCUAGUGACGUCUUCCCAGGCGGCUGCGAACCGGGCCAAGAAGCAAUUGGCUACCACGCUGGCAGAUGGAAACCAGUUGGAUAGGCUCACGUUGCCGAGCGCCCGCCAGCGGAUCCAGGGUUUGGAAGAGCCCACCAGGGAAGAACUGGCCAACAUACUGCUGGGAAUUGGUACAACGGCUCCAGAGCCGGUGUUCCUGUGCUCCAUCGAGCCGCCCAGCGCAGCAGCACAGAACGCGCUAGAAACAGCGCUCCAGCAGCUGCAGAGGGAAGACCACAGCCUGCACGUGUCCGUCGACGAGGACACCGGACAGAUGGUGCUGGCUGGUAUGGGUGAACUGCACUUGGAAAUCAUAAAGGAGCGGAUAGUCCGCGAGUACAAGAUCGAUGUAGAUCUUGGACCCCUCCAGAUUGCCUACAAGGAGAUGCUGCAGAGUUCCGCACGAGGCUCCUCCGCCGUCGACCGUAAGAUUGGUGGUCAGCGCCAAGUCCUCAAGGUUGAUCUCUCCGUCGCCCCAGUGCCUGGUCUUCCGGCCGAUAGGAUCCUCAAAUUGGAUAAAUCGCAGGACAGCGCUGCAAACCUGUCCCACCUGCAUCCUCGCAGCCUGCAGGCCAUCCGUCAAGGUGUACACUCCGCCUUGCAGCAUGGACCCAAAAUUGGUUGCCCGAUUAUUGACGUACAAGUGACGCUCCACUGGUUCGAGUCCGCGAGGGGCACUUCCGAAUCGGUAGUCACGGCCACUGUCGCACAAUGCUUGCGAAAGCUGUUGGAGCAGGCGGGGUGCGCGGUGCUGGAGCCGGUGAUGCGGCUGCAGGUGUCGUGUCCGGAGUCUCACUCGGCGCGGGUGCUGGCAGACCUCGCCCGGCGACGCGCCGCGCUGCACCACGUGCACCUGCGGCACGGACACAAGGUAAUCGACAGCCUGACGCCUCUGUCGGAGCUGCUGGGGUACUCGACCACGCUGCGUUCCCUCAGCUCAGGACUGGCCACCUUCACCAUGGAGUUCCACUCCCACCAGCAGAUGUCUCCUCACGACGAAGAGAAAGCCAUCAGAGAUGUCACUGGCUUUUAGUUUAUGCAUUACGGAAAAGCAAGACGUUCAAGUUUUCUGGAAUGGCAACAUCUAGAUAUGCCAUUCAUCAUAUCAUAAGAGGCAUAACCAAGUCCGCUGGAUCAAGUCAAAAUAUCUUUAUUCAUGUAGGUCUAUUACAGACUCUUAUGAUGUCUCAAAUCUACCGUCAGUUCUUAGUGCUUUCAAGGUAAGAACUGACAAGAAACUCAGCUUUUCAAUGAGAAUUUGUUAUUAGAAAAGUCCAGAAUCAUUGCACCGGGUUUUAAAACUGUCAUUAGUUGCUUUUAGACGUAACGUCCUGUCACGCGUGAAUCUGCUUUCUCGCUGGAGAGAAUGUGCAUGUAAAUGUAGACAAAGAGAAGGACAGAGGCCGCGCGUAUAUUGAA